CGUCGAAACAAGCGAGUUGCGAUACAACGUCCAAAUCGACGAUUUGUCUUGUUUGAAGUAUCAAGAUGGCAUGUCUAUUAAGAGUUACCUCGAGAGCUCAGAUGGCUAGAUUUCUUAGCUACUCGAGACGCCUCUCCACCUAUCCCUUUGUGUAUUCGAAUGAAGUGCGCGACGCGAAAGCGGACAGGAAGCCGAUAGUGGCUUUGGAAUCAACUAUUAUCACUCACGGAAUGCCUUAUCCUAAGAAUUUGGAGACAGCACUUGAAGUAGAGGAUAUCAUCAGACGCCAAGGAGCAACGCCAGCCACUAUUGCAAUACUUCAAGGGCAACUAACGAUAGGCUUAACACGAGACCAACUUCAAUACCUGGCCAAAGCAAAGGGUGUUAUUAAAGCAUCUAGAAGAGACCUGGCACCCGUGUUAGCAGCUCAAAAAGAUGGCGCCACUACGGUCGCUGGAACAAUUAUCGCAGCUGAAUUAGCUGACAUACCUAUUUUUGUUACUGGAGGUAUAGGUGGAGUUCAUCGUCAAGGCGAGGACACGAUGGAUGUUUCAGCUGACCUCAAUGAGUUGGGACGGAGCAAGACGUUGGUCGUUUGCAGCGGCGUCAAAUCUAUCCUGGAUAUAGGACGAACUUUGGAAUACUUGGAAACUCAAGGAGUAACGGUCUGUUCUUUCGGUGGAUCGGAAGAGUUUCCAGCAUUUUACACGACACGUUCCGGUCACCACGCACCACACCGGGUGACUGAUGCGUUGCAAGCGGCACGAAUUUUGAUAGCAGCACAACGAUUAUCUUCUGGUAUAGUCAUUGCUGUUCCAAUACCUGAAGAACAUGCUAUGGAUGGGAAUGUUAUUGAGACUGUCAUAAAGAAUGCGCUGCUUGAAGCAAAUAAGCAAGGAAUUCGGGGUAAGGAAGUGACCCCAUUCCUUCUGGCCGCAGUGUCUGCAGCUACGGGUGGCGUCUCGCUCGACGCUAACAUCGCGCUCAUAAAGAACAACGCAAAAGUCGGCGCCGAUAUUGCCGUUCAAUUUCAAAAACUGAGGAAUGCCGACAAUUUAGAGAACGCUCAUAAUAUCGCCGUCUCAAAGAGCACGGGAAAAUGUAUGACAAAUUCUUCAAGACAGUUUCAUACGUGUCGUUCCAAAGGCAGCGAUAGGGAUGAGAAUAUUAUAAGAGAUGGUACCGCUGGAGACGUACUUAUCAUUGGUGGAGCUAAUGUCGACAGGACGUACAGAGUAACUGAAGAUCGAGUUCAGCUGGACGGCAGUACUCACGCCUGUAAAACGGAGCAAUGUGCGGGCGGCGUGGCCAGAAAUAUGGCGGAAGCUUUGUGGCGGCUACGAGACGGACGGGCACGACUCCUUACAGCCAUCGGAGAUGACACAGAUGGGCAGUACUUACAAGAUAUUGCACCUGGAUUAUUAUUGGACGGUUGUAUAGUAAAAAACACACGGACAGCUAUGUACGCAGCAAUGUUUGACAAAAAAGGCGAAUGUUUAAUGGGUCUUGGAGACAUGGAUAUUCAUAAUCAUAUUACUAUAGAACUUGUAAAUAAACAUAUCAACGUAUUAAAAAAUGCACCACUAAUUGUAUUAGACGGAAAUUUACCAGCUACCACUAUGGACUACGUUCUCAAGAUAUGUACCGAAUACAAAAAACCUGUAUUUUUUGAACCAACAGAUCGAAGAAAAGCUAUAAAAGCUCUAUCAAACAGUCAUCGUGUUAAAUACGCUUCACCGAAUAUAAUGGAGCUCCGAGCAAUGGCAGACUUUUUAAAGCCUAACAACAAUAUAAAGAAAAGUAACGAUUUAGAGGAAAUUAUUAAUCUAUCAAAAAUUGUGCUAGAAUUUGUCGAUUUAUUAUUGAUUACAAGAGGAUCAGCAGGUGUGGUUACAGUCAAAUCCUUAAACGAAAACACAAAUUUAUCCCCUAUAAACUCUCACGAGUUUGAGGUUCGUCUGUAUUCUGCAGAAGCGUUAAAUAGCAUUGAAAACGUGUCUGGGGCAGGUGAUUGUUUUUCAAGUGGAUUUAUUUAUGGUGUUCUAUUGGGUCUCAAUGAAUGUAAAAGCGUUUCUCUAGGUUUUAGUGCCGCGAAAGAAGCACUGCUAAGUAAAAGAACUGUACCCUGUACAUUUAAUAAACAUAAUUAUAAUGAAACAGUUAAGUAUAGUGCUUGGUCUUUCUAGAGUAACUAAUUCCACUUAGA
This is a messenger RNA of Nymphalis io (European peacock), 2206 nucleotides long. RefSeq lists its product as uncharacterized. Bases 66 to 2186 code for a protein of 706 amino acids. NCBI's taxonomy places the organism in Eukaryota, Metazoa, Arthropoda, Insecta, Lepidoptera, Nymphalidae. The transcript has 11 exons. The record is from RefSeq and is a predicted model, not a curated record. Gene Ontology annotation, molecular function: kinase activity; pseudouridylate synthase activity.